AUGCCAUCACCCGAGUGCGAUGAAGCCGAAGCUGAAGAGGAGUCCGGCCUUUCCCUGCCCUCUGUGGGCUCAGCACAUCACAAGUUGGGCAGCUGCCAACCGUGUGCUUGGUUUUGGAAACCACAGGGGUGCCUGAAUGGAGCUGCAUGCUUGCGGUGCCACUUGUGCCCAGCUGGAGAGAUCAAGCGGCGCAAAGGCGAGCUGAAGCAGAAGAAAGCACAAGCAGCCGAAGCUGCCAGCGCAGACGACGCAGCCACCGAGUUGUGUGACGGCGGUCCGACUGUGCCGCCACCAUCAUCAGCUCCAUGCCUCAACCUAACAGAAGAGGGUCUUCCACCAGCGCCCUCCUGGACGGCAUCGGAUGCCAUCGACCCUUUACCUUCAAUCGGCUCUCGGCUGCAUGGCAGCGGCCAGUGCAAGCCGUGUGCAUGGUUCUGGAAAGCAGAGGGUUGUAGGAACGAAGCAGCUUGUGGCCACUGCCAUUUGUGUCCGUUGGGGGAAGCGAAGGCCCGGAAGCAGGCCAAGCUAGCCAUGAUCCGAGCCAAAGCCCAGGAAGGCGAAAACGAGCUGAAGCCAGAGAUAAAUGGGCACCUGGGCCCGAGUGGCCUCCCCCUCUCGGAGGUCAGACCCAUUGUAUUAACGCCAGCCCCCACCUUACUCUUUAAUGUUUGUGAGGUGGCCCCCCAUCAGAGCAACCCAGCGCAGUUGCAGUCCUUGUCCUUCUUCCCCGGACAGCCAAUGCAGUCCACACCAGUGCAACCACCCGUGCAAGUCCAUGUCCAACCUCAAUGUCACCAAGCCCCAGUUCCAUCCAUUCCACCGGUCCCACCUGUUCCUCAGUAUUGCUCUGCUCAGAUUGGACAGCAUCAGAACCUGCAGAGGCCCGUGCUUUUGGGCAACCCGCUGCCUGCUUUCCAACCGGCACAAAGCAUUGGAGGUUUGUGCAGCAGAAGUGGCCCUGACGGUUUGAAGCGCGUCCCGUACGAAGCGGGAGAACGGCGACAUCUUCCACAAGAAAUGCCUCUGGGAAUUCUCCACAGCGUGCCGCUUUAUCACCAGCCAGUUCACCCACCGAUUCAAGCGCUCCCAACAGCCUUGCCAUCAGUUGGCUCUGCAUUGCAUGCAGAGGGAAAGUGCUCGCCCUGUGCAUGGUUUUGGAAGCCGCAGGGUUGUCGGCACGGGGCUGGCUGUGGCCGAUGCCAUUUAUGCCCUGCUGGCGAAAUCAAGCAGCGCAAGAAGAGCAAGGCAUCCAAGGAUGUUGCAACAGAUCCCUUGUGCUUUCCGGCUUCGCCGUUGAUCUUGGACUAG
Messenger RNA from Symbiodinium sp. CCMP2456, 1308 nucleotides. The record is from the annotation of a GenBank genome assembly. Lineage: Eukaryota; Dinophyceae; Suessiales; Symbiodiniaceae.